Messenger RNA from Zea mays, 558 nucleotides. RefSeq lists its product as uncharacterized. NCBI's taxonomy places the organism in Eukaryota, Viridiplantae, Streptophyta, Magnoliopsida, Poales, Poaceae. The coding region runs from base 71 to 466 and encodes 131 amino acids. The transcript is spliced from 5 exons. The record is from RefSeq and is a predicted model, not a curated record.
UUUGGCUCAUGAGCUGGGUCACCUCAAGUGCGAUCAUGGUGUUUGGCUCACUUUUGCCAAUAUACUCACAAUGGGAGCAUACACUGUCCCUGGUUUCGGCAUGGUUACUGGCUUUCUGGAAGAGCAGCUAUAUAGAUGGCUACGAGCUGCAGAGCUGACUUGUGACAGGACAACUCUUCUUGUGGUGCAAGACCCGAAGGUAGUCAUCUCUGUUCUGAUGAAAUUGGCUGGAGGAUGCCCAUCUCUUGCCGACAAGCUAAAUGUGGAUGCCUUCCUGGAGCAAGCUCGUUCGUACGACAAGGCUGCAUCGAACCCAGUUGGGUGGUACAUCCGGAACGCACAAACCAGAGAGCUUUCACACCCUUUGCCUGUGAUGCGAGCCAGAGAGAUUGAUGAGUGGUCAAGAAGCCAGGAGUACAAGACCCUAAUGCAAAAAAUGUUUCAGAUGGGGCUGAACAGAGUAUAGUUAGUGGCGACACAUACGAAGAGGACUGUAGAGUUUGUAGCUUGUGUAUGGAAGGGAAUGUCUGUAUAUGGAGAAGGCUGGUGCUUCUUCAC